This is a messenger RNA of Cinara cedri, 12905 nucleotides long. The record is from the annotation of a GenBank genome assembly. Lineage: Eukaryota; Metazoa; Arthropoda; Insecta; Hemiptera; Aphididae.
CGUCGGGGCGGCUUUUUCGUUGUUAUUUCGCUCGCGUACCACUGCGGAUAACGAAAAUUGUCGUGAUUUAACACGUAAUUGUGUGGCGCUAAAGAUUUUUCGUGGUAAAUAGUAAAUCUCCACUUAACCACAACAAAUCUCAUUCUCAUUUUCUUCGCCUGUACCUCAAUUAAGAUUUCUAGUGCUCAAAUUCUAAAGCAUAGUUGUCGGUCUUGUAAGAUUUCUGAUUGUAUUUUCAAUGGCUUCAUGUCUCUCGUAUUGUCUUCUAUAAGUUUCACACCAUGCUGCAUUCGAUUUAAACACAAUUUUUCAUCCGCCAACGAAGUUUUCGCUUAGGUUUGUUUUUAAUAAUGUGAUACAUCACGAUGAACGCGGCAGCAGCUGUUCAGGCACGUGAAACAUCCAUGGCUGAUACGUGACAAGUGACUACUCGGGCGAGCAGCUCGAUCACUUGCCACGCUCUAAUGAAAGUCGAUACUUACAAUGGUUCGCGCGGAAAAUGAAUGGUUAGUAUGUCUCUGUAUUCAACCAUAACCGUAAAAUCGAGUAGAUAUGUGAUAACAAUCUUUCGAUCUGCCGCGAUUGCCUCGUAUCAAGGUGGAUUAAUAUAUACCCACCAUAGAUAUAUAAAAUACCUAGAUAGCAAAAUCGUAUCUAUUAUUGAAGUCAGACGCUAUUUACAGGUAGGGCAAAAGCGAUAGUGAAUUAUUGACGGUUGUUAUUCUUAUUAUUACAAUGCGUCCAUUAUGAGAUAAUAAACAUCGAAUCGAUAUAAAAAUCGAUAAUACUUGUAUCGAUGUCGAUUAUAUCAUAUUUUGCAAUCGUUUUUGCCCCAUCUGUAAAUGGUUGACGACUUCAAUUUGUUGUCAAGCCAGUAUACAGAGUUUGAUAUCUAGUUAUUUUAUAUAUCUAUGAUAUCCACCUUGCCUAGAAUAUUUGAGAGGUUGAGCGCAACAGUGACCUAUUCCAUCAGACAGUUAAUUGGAUUUAUAUAGCUUUUUAAAUUCUUUAAAAAUUUUAAUAAAAAAAUCAUUAUUAAAAAAAAAAUGUAUUUCAUUAAUUUUUAUUAUUGAAUAUCGGUACAUCCAAAACAUAAUGUUAAGAGUUCUUUUGAAACUAAUCGUGCAAAAUAAUAUUAAUAACCAAAUAGUUAUAUUUCAUAAUAUAUCUACGUUCAAUAAUAACGUAAUUUUUAUUCGGUAGGUACUGUGAUGUAAUAAACUGAGAAUACAUUUUAUUUUUAAUACGUUACAAAAAUCAGGUAAACAGUAUUUUUGUAAUCUAAUUUAGUACAUUGUAAAUAUGGAAAAAGUACGAAAAAUUUAGUAUGUUUUAAUUGGAAAAAUUAUAGGUACUAAAGUGUGUUACGCGUUCAAUUUUUUGGGACACAUUUUUGUAUUUUUUUACUCGCUUCUGUUUAUAUUGACCAAGUAUACAAAAAAUAUACAGAGCAUGCACUAAUAUCAAAAUUUACAAAAAUACGCAUUUUACAGUUUUGUUAUUUAAUCAAUCAGGCAAUGAUUUACUAGUCUCGACUCCCAUUGACUGCAUGUAUAUAAUGUAAAAAAUAUGUAUUUUAUGUAAAAUCUGGUCUUUAAUUAUAAUAUAUACAUACAUCGAAUAGGUACAUAAAUUAUUAUGCUAUUAUUCAUUAGAAUACAUUACGUGUGCAUUAAUAUAGGUUAUAUAAUAUUUAUAAUCACAUUGGUUGACUCUAAAAAAGGUAGGUAAAUAACAUAACAUUAUAAUUAAAACUUAAAAUGCAUUUAAUAGUUCAAGUAUACUAUUAAACUAUAAUGUCCAAACAUCAAAUGAUGUACUAUGUACAUUGUACUUUAUUACAUAUAUGAUAGUAUAAGUAAUGUAUAGUAUAGUAACGCUAUGCAAAACAAAAUAAUAUUUCCUGUUAAACUUCAAUUUUUUUUUUAAGAUUCUGAACGUAUAGUGAGGAAUGUAUUGGUUUCAUGAUGUAUAUAUUUACGUAUGUAUGUUUAUGUAUGUGUGUUUUUUUUUUUUUAUUAUCUGAGAACAAUUUUUCUUAGUCCGAACAUCGACUUCUGCAGAGUAAAUUAUUACGGUAUUAUUCAUUAGAAUAUCUUACGUGUGCAUUGUUAUAGGUUUUAUAAUAUUUAUUGUCACCUUGGUUGACCUUAAAAUAGCUAGGUAAAUAACAUAAUAUUACAAUUCAAACUUAAAAAGCAUUUAAUAGUUCAAGUAUAUUCCUAAAUGCUAAUGUACAAACAUCAAAUAAUNUGUUAAACUUUAAUUUUUUUUUUUUAAGUUUCUGAAUGUAUAGUGAGGAAUUUAUUGGUUUAAUUAUGAAUAUAUUUACGUAUGUAUGUUUAUGUGUGUGUGUGUUUUUUUUUGUUAUCUGAGAACAAUUUUUUUUACUUCGAACAUCGACUUCAAGAUAGUUCUUGGUAGUAAAUUGUAUUUGUUAGUAAACUUAACUAAAUUUCAGUAUCAUUUUAGAUUCUAAGCAGAUCGAAGAAUGUAUUCGUUUUACAAUGAUGUUUAUUAUUAUUGUUUUUUUUUUAUGAAUAACUUUCAGAUAUUUUGCUCCGAUUUCACGUGUAGCACUUUUCUGAAAAUACAUUUUAGUGGAGUGGUACUUUAGGGAAGUCAAAAUAUAUGAAAUAUAUUUUCAAAUCGUAAAUAUCAAAACGUGUAUAUAACCGAACUCUGGUCAGAAUUGUUUUUCGUUAGCAAUGAUCAAUCGUUGAGUACAGAUAUACAUUUAAUUUACUCUCUACCUUCCAAACAUCUCACCUAUAACAGCGUACAGUGGCCCACCCAUAGUGCAAAAUAUGUCCGUUUGUUUUUUUUUUCAACCUUUACACCUUUGUAAAUUUCUUAAUAAUUGUAAAAAGACGGGUAAUAAUUUAGGAAAACGGAAAUGUUUACACUUACGCAAUGAUAGUUUCUGUUAUUUUUGAUUUUUUUUUCUAAAAUUCAGUUAGGAGUAAUUUCAUCGUAGACAUAAGCGCCAAUAGGAAGAAGUAGGGGUUUUUCCCUUCCAAAACUUAGCCAAGCUCUUCCAAAUCAAGUUCUUAUCAGGUGUAAAAACAUAUUAUGGAGGCUUAAAUCCAUCAAACAAAAUAUUUGUACAAUUUACACCUAAAACCUGGGCACCUGACAUUUUUACCAAACAUAUUAUAGUACUUUCUAGACGUGGUAAAAUGUUCAAGUUAUAGUAUAACGUUAGUUGUUAAUUAGAAAUUAGAAAAUAUUAAAUUUUUGUUUCCUUGAAAAUUAUGAAGAUGUUAUAGGUAAGUUUUGCUUAGGAUCAUAUAGUUUGCACACAUCUACUAACAUUACAAUUCUUUUUCACACAAAUUAUACACAUACAUUUUCCUUAUGUAAACUUAAGAUUUAUCUAUUGUUUAUGAAAUUGUUUAGAUUUGUCUAUGAAUAUUUUAACCUUAUGUGUGUGGCUUAAAAUAUUAUUUUAUUUAUAUACAAUUUUUUUAUUUUAAUAUUAUUAGAAUCAAGUACUUUAAAAUAUAUAUUGGUAUAUAAGUACUUUCUACAUCCAUUGCUUCAGAUUCUGCAUUUGUAGUUUGCUUACUAAAAACUAAACCAAAUGAUUAGGCUUUUGUUUUUUCCUUUUACCAUCUAGUUAAAAUUAACAAUAAGAUAUUUGAUUAUAAUGUAAAUAAAUUCAAAAAUUAGUAUUUAAUUAAAAUUUACCUUCUGCUUGAGAUGGGAUAUCAAUUGGUAUACCAUGUUCUUUGGAAAAUAUUUGUAUGGAUGAUCAUUUAUAAGAGAAACUAUCAGAAGUUCGAGUGUGUUUGAAGGAUUUUAUUAAACCAUUAAUUAAUUUUGCUGAUUUUCUAAGUAUGUUAAUAGAACAUAAUAAAUGGAAAUAAAUGGUUUAUGAUAAAUUGUCCUCUUAUAAUUGUAGAGAUUAUUCCUAAAUAAUACAAAUAUUAAAAUAAUGAUUUGUUGUGCACAAAUAAUAGACCAUGUGUAUUAGACAUAUUAUCAUGCAAAUAAAAACUAUUUUGGUUAAUUAUAUAAUAUUAUAGUAUUAUACUUAUUGCUUCAUUGAAAAUCUUUAUCAGCUUCAUUUUUAACUUCUUUUUGAAGUACACUGAGAAUGCUUAUAAAACAUUGUUUUAAAGCUUCACAGUUUAUAUACCUGCAGUUCAACCUUGUUUUACCUUAUUUAAUACUAAUUUUUAAAAUUAGUUUAAAAAGUUUUUAUUUUUACACCUAAUUAUUUUUGUAAAUCAGUUAAUUGGAUAUUAUUUGAGAAAUUUAAUUUUAAUAAAAAUUUAUAUCAAUACAUGAAAUGUUAUAAAAAUGUUGGUUUCUAUGUUUUAUUCGACAGUUGAAUACAAUAUCUGUCCAGCAGUUCAACAACUGAAUUGCACAAAUAAUUAGCUCUAUUUCAUUUUCUAAUUUUUAAUAAAUAAACAUAUAAAAAUAAACAAAAAAUACAGAAAAAAAGGGCAUAAUAUUUUAAGGUAAUACCUACAUUUACUACAUUUUCUUGUUUUUCCUCAGUUUUUUGGUUUUUAGCAUUUGAAAUGAAAACUCUUGAGAAAAUCGAAAAAUAAUGUCCCUAAAGUACCUCCCCACACCAGUUUACUUUAAGAAAAGGUGCUACACGUGAAAAUCGGAGCAAGUCCUCUGGUAGAAAAGUUGUCCACAGAAAAAAAAAAUAAAAUAAACAUCUUUGUAAAACCAUAAGCUUUUGCUCAGAAUCUAAAAGAAACAUGAAACGUAUAUAAAAUGAAACAUGUGAAUAGGAAAAUUAAAUUCAAGUUUACUUACAUCAACUAAAUAAUACUAAUUUAAGAAAAUAUGUAAUUGGUAUUUUGAGUUAUAUUUCUAGAUAUAUAGUGAGAAAUAUGAUAAAAAAAUUAGUGUGCUCUUUUUGUAUUGAAAUCGAUCUGAUCAUAAUAAUUGUACAACUUUUACUUUUGUGAAGGCAGUUUGUAGAGGUAAAGCAAUUAAUGCUUUAAAAGCUAUUUUGUUAAUAGUGCAACAUUGCGGAUGGGUGUGUAAUGCUAAAUGGCUUGCUUUUACUAAUUAUUAUGUAUUUAUAGUUGCUUAGGUAAGUUAGCUUAAUACUUUAUGCUCGGUUUUAUGUCAUGGGUAUUAUGCAUACAACUAAGUUUUCUUAUAAAUUUACUUAACUCUUAACUCAUUUCCGAAGAUUGGCAUCAAAUAGUUAAAAGUUAUUUGAAUUAAUUUUGUAAUCAACUUAAUAACUUAAAAAGUUAUAGAAAAUUGCAAGAACAUUAAAACAUUAAAUGAAAAAAAAAUACAUCCAUUUAAGAUCUUGUACUUACUAGCUAGUGGAUAUAGUAUUCUGUUUUAACAAAAUAUUCAGUUAUUAUUUUUAAAAAAUGGCAUUAACUUAACCAUCUUUGUUAACUUCAAAUUUAAUUGCAAAUCAUUUUUAAAGCAUAUUUUAUUGAUAUUUAUGUGUCUAAAAUAUUAAAAUAUUUGAUUUACUGGAUAAAAUAAUUAAUAUAUUGUUAGUUGUUACCCAUGAAUUUAGAUAAUCUGCUACCUACUUGCUACAACAUUGAUUUAAAAUUAUUAAGUUUAUUAUUUUUCGAAUUAACAAAAGAUAGCUCAUUCUCAGUGGUUUAAUGAUUCUAAACUUUUACCUUGGCUUAAGUUGAAGAGUUAUGGGGAUGUUUGGACUGUGCAUUGUACCUGUAUAAUAGGAUUAGGUGAAUGCUGUUCACAUGUUGGUACAAUGCUAUUUUACUUAGAGUAUGCAUGUUUGAAAAAAGCACACUCAUCUAGUUAAUAACAGAUGUUUCACCAUAUUGGGAAGCUUUAUCAAACAAAAAUAAUGUUGAAAUCCAAAAAUAAAUAAUAUUAAUUUUAGUCAUCCAAAAACAAUGAAUUCAGAAUGUAGACAACCUCAUAAACAAAACAAAGUGUUAUUAUAAACUUACCAAAAACAUUUGAUGAUAAUCAGACUUUUCAUAACUUUUUAUCCAAAUUAAAAAUAGUAAAUAGUAAUGCAGCUAUUUUAAAUGUUGUUCUGCAAUAUAAUUUAAAUUUUAAAACAAAUGCAUUUCCAAAAUAUUAUUCGAACAUGUUUAAAGAUGAAAAUGCUAAGCUUAACAGAGAAAAACUUCUUACUCUCGGUUCAAAAUUUGACUUCUGUUUAAUUAAAUCAAUCUGUGGUGAAAUUGAAAUAGAAACAAAAUUGCAGUCAAAUUCUAAAGAAUGAUUUUUAUACAGAAGUGGUAGAAUUGCUGCCUCAAGGGUAAAGGAAGUUUGUUCUGUCAAGUCAUAUGAGUCUAAUAUAAGUCUCAUUAAAUCAAUUUGUUAUCCGUAGAUCAAUUCUUUUAAAAAAAAAGCAACUGAAUGGGGUAAAGUUCAUGAAAUUUAUGGCAAGCGAAUGUAUAUAGACAAGUUAGAAAGCGAUCAUAUACAUUUUUCAGUGACAAAUAGUGGACUUGUCAUCAAUCCAAAUAUCAUUAAUACUUUUAUUAAACUCAAAUGCAGUUAUUGUUGUGUGAAGUAUGGAGAUUUUAUGAUAUGGCCUCCAAACUAACACUAUAAAGAACAUAUAUAUAUAUUAACAAUGAAGUAUGCAAAGUAUGGAAAUAAUAGCAAAGUCCCGAUGGUUUUUCUAUGAAGCAAUAUUACCUGAGUUACUUAGCAAAUAUUUUACCAAUAGACAUUCCAUUGGAUAUACAAGUAUUGAGGUCCUAGAUAUAUUAUUUUAUAAUUAUUGCACAUGUAAAUAAUUAUGUAUAUAAAUCAUUCAAAUUAUGAAUAUAGAAUACACAUGAAUACAUAAUUUACUUUUACAUUAAAACAAUUAAUCUAUUAAUCCAAGGGAUUUUUUUACACAUCCAGUUGAUGAUAAGGAAUAAUUGAUAAGAAAAUAUUAUCAGCAUCAAACUGAUCAAUACAAUAUUUGUGAAUAUUAUGUUUUAAAUCUACAAAUUUAACUACUUAGUUUCAAUAAUACAUUUUAAGUUAAUAAUUUUUCUAUGAAAUUAAUAAUUUGUUUUAUACCUAAUACGGCCGUGACUUCGUUUUUUUCAAAUAUAUUGUCUUGUUUUUCAUAAUUUAUCAUUUUAUAGUAGGUAAAUAGUUUUUCUGUUUUUUUUUUUUUUUUACUAAAUAUCAAUUUUUAUUCAUGAAGAUCAAUUUUACGUUAAAAUUUUUAGAUUUUCAGUUCUGUUGAAAUCCUUUCAUCCCAUAGGUUUAUAUAAAAUUAAUAUCUCAUUGCUUAGUUUUCUUAUUAUUAAAAUUAUCAUUUAGAUAUGCAAAUGUGAUAAAAUAAUAUUAUAUAUUUUAGUAUUAUUUAACUUAUGUUAUUAAAACUCAAUAACAUAAAUUUUAUCUACACUAAUUUAAAAUCCCUUAUUAAAUUGAAUUAUUUAUUAUUUAUUUUUAUAGAAUUUUUAAUUAGAUUGUACAAUAUAAAUAUUAUGCUCUUAAAAUGAUUCAUUUUUUUUAUUAGUUAAUGCAAUUGAUUGUUUGUACAAUCUAUUCUAUUAAUUUAUAUUAACAUUAUUAUACAGUAUUUAAAAUAAAAUACAUUGAACUAGUGUAUACUAAAUGCAAACAAAAAAACACAUCAAAUUAAGAACCAUGAUAAAAUAUUUUAGAAGAAUAAUGCUGUUAAUAGUCAUAUUGAUUUAAGUUUAGUAUGUCCUUAUUUAUCAUAGGUAUAUAGAUAAUUGAAAACAUUCUUUUCAAAACUCCAAUUUAAAAUAGUUUAAAUACUUACCUACCUACCAAAAUUUUAUCUUAUUUACAUUGUUCCAUGUCUGACAAAUAAUGUUUUUAUGUAUAACACAUCACAGUUACAAUAACAGAGAAAAAAUAUAAUAUUAAAUAUUAACUUUCAUACCUAGCUAUCUAAAAAAAGUAUAUUUACAUUGUAUAAACAUUGCAAGUAGUAUCUUUUAUAUUUUUGAACCAUCAAUUUUAAUAUUGUAUUUGUAAUAAGUACCUAUUAAUUUUGUUAAAUUCCAUAUAUUUUAACAACAAUAUUCAGUAACAAUAUUUUAAAGAACUGAUAAUAUAAUUGCAUAUUAUAUUUUAGGAGUUAUAAACUUUCAGUCUUAAAAUUAUGGAUAGGCCUUCCCUAUUUUUUUUUCCAAGAAAUAUAUUUUGGCUAAUAAUUAUAACUAAAGCUAAAAAUUAUAGUUUAUGUAAAGAUAUAUAAAAUAAUCAUCUAUUUAAUUUGAAGUUAAUUACUUACCCUUGUAACAUUAUUUAGUGUAAUUGUCCAUUCACUUAUAGAUAAAAUCAGAAAUAAAAUACAAUUUAUCAACCAAUAUGUAGAAUACAUUUUUGAUUUAUUAUUUAGUAUAAAAUUACUUACUAAUUGUUUUAUUUUUAAUUUUCAGAUUUUUUUAUAUUAUGGCAUUUGUUAUACGGCGAUUUUAUUCAUCAGUUAUUGAAAAAACUGUUAUGAUAUCUCGAUCAAAAGAUGUGUUUGAAAAUCUUGCAUUAGAACACUGGUACUACCGUCAUUUAGAUUUCACUAACAAACCCAUGUUGUUAUUGUGGAUGAAUGAUAAUUGUGUUGUUAUUGGACGACAUCAAAAUCCCUGGCUCGAAGUAAAUUUCGACCAGGCCAACAAUGUGCAUGUAGCAAGAAGGAAUAGUGGUGGUGGCACCGUAUUUCACGAUAACGGUAAUCUUAAUAUGACAUUUUUUACACACCGAGAUGUAUACAACAGGAAAAAAAAUUUAGAACUGAUUGUUGAAACAUUAAAAAGUGAAUGGAAUAUUUUGACAGAAAUCAAUAAACGAGAAGAUAUUGUAAUAGAUAAUAAUUACAAAGUUAAGGAUCUAAAUAUUAAUUAGUUUUACCAUGGAAUGAAAAUGUUAUUAUUCAAUGGCUGUAUUCUAUUUAGAAAUAUAAUUUUUAUAUAUAUAUAUAUAGAUAUCUGGCACAGCAUCCAAAUUGGGUAGACCUAAUGCAUAUCAUCAUUGUACAUUAUUGGUGAAUUGUAAUAGAGAAUUAAUGUCCGCAUUGUUAAGAAAACACGAAGUAAGUAAUUGUAUGAUAAAAAAUUAUUCAAUAUUAUUGUAUUGAAAUCAUUGGAAAUGUGUUUUAGAAAAAUAUUGAAACCAAUGCUACUGUUAGUGUAUCAUCAGCUGUAUUGAAUUUGACACAAAUUAAUAAUAAAGUUUCAAUUAAUAGAUUAAUGACUGCUAUUGGUUUACAAUACUUAAAAACAGUAGAUGGCAAAAUCACAAAAACUUUAGGAUUUAAUUAUGUAACACCAAAUGAACAUACAUUCCCUGGUAUAUUGUUUUUUCUUUGUAUUGUAUUUUUUAAAAAAAUUGUUACAGUGAUGAAUUUUUUAUUAUAAUCUUAUAUUUAAAAUAAAUUUGAAUAGUUUAUUGAUAUUAUCAUUAUCUUAAACAGGAUUUAAUGAAAUUAAAAAAGAAAUGGAAAGCUGGGAAUGGCGGUAUGGACGAACGCCCAAAUUUAACAUAACCAUAAAAUCAAAUGAGCAAUCUGUUCUUUUGUCUGUAAAAAAUGGCAUUAUUGAAAAUGUUUCAACAACUUGUAAUGUAAGUUUAAAUAACUUGUUUAGUAAAAAAUUCAGUAUGAAUAUUGUGGAAGACAUUAAAAAGUGUUUAAAAACAAUUGAAGUGUAACUUUGUUUCUUUUAAAUUAUAUAAGUUAUUGUAGUCAAAUAAGUUUAGUGUCAAUUUAUAUUUUUGUAAAAUUGUGUAUGAAUUAUAUUUGUAUAGUAAUGAACAUUUUAAGAGUUCACAAAGAAAACAAACUUCUUUUAUAAUUGGUAGUACAUUUUAGUGUGGAAUCCGUACAAUCAAAUGAAACAAAACUUUAAAUAAAAUCAUAUUUUAUAUAAUAUUAUAAAUGUUGUAUACAAUGUACACUUAAUGUGUUUUGACUUUAUUAAUAACCAAUAAGAAUCUAAAUUGUCUUUUUUUACUAAUAAAAUUAAGUAAAAUAUCUACUCUUUCACAUGGUUAAUUUAAUAAAAUAUUUCCAGUUUACACUUUACCACAAUGUUAUAAAAUAUAAUGAUUUAUUUUCUAUUUAGAAUUAGUAUGCAAUAUUUUAUUUUGUGCUACUAAAAUAAUAAUACAAAAAAAAUAAUAUUUCUAAGAAAUAUUUUCAUUGGGAAGAAUACCAAUAGGGCAAUUAAUAUCAAACAAGUGCACAUAUUUUAUUUAUAAUAUGUAUAUUAUAAUAUAUCGUUAUACUUUGAGAUAUACAUUAUUUUAUUUAAUAGAUACAAAUAUCGUAACAAGAAUACAUGAAUAUUUAUUUUUUCUACAUCUAAGUAUCUUAAUGCUAUUAUAUUAGGUUGGUAAUGUAUAUUAUAAUUAUUAUAUUAUAUAUUUCAUAAAUAGUAAUAAUAUAUAGGCCUAUUUUUCUAAGCCGUGAUUAUAAUAAUAAUAUAUAUUAUAUAUAUGAUCAAAGGCUAAAAUCACAUUCUAUGGUAUGAAGUUGUUGCUUUACAGAGAGCGUGCAUAAAUAAUACAUUAACAGCUUAAUAACUAGGAUAUUAUAUUGUACAAUACAUAAUAAUAUUUGAUCAGUCAAUCCAAAUAAUAAUUAUAAAAAUAAAAUAAACAGUAAAACUCGACUAGUAGUCUAUUGUUCAUUUAAAAAUGUGCAAGUUUAUUAUUUACCCUGCACUGAAUUACCUUGCAUUAGGAAUGAAAAUAUAAAAGUGAGAAACAUUGAUUUUGAUUGACUGUAUCCAACACCACUAUAAUGACCGACUAUCAAAUUAGGAACUUUUCUGCUAGGAAAACGAAUACUGAACAAUUUGAACAUAAUGUACUCAUAUAUAUUGUUAUUGAAUGAUUAAGUUCCGAAAUUUCCAAGUAUGAAUUUACUAUUUAUAUUUAUUUUUUAUUUUUUUUUUUUAUGUGUUGUUCGGCAUGCUAGUAGAGUGUUUGGAUACUAAAAAUGUAUAAUAAUAAUAAUAAUAAUAAAGAAUAUACUUGUUUAAUACUUUAACUUGUUUUUAUCGGAAAUAUUGUUUUUUCUACAAGUUUGUCAUUUUAUGGUUCUACGAGAUACAUUUUUCAUUCCUUUGAAUUGUACUGCGUCAUUCACUUCUUGCGAAAUAUCAUUUAAAAUUACUUUAUCCUUUUUUAUCGUCUUGUCAUUGCGCUUAAUCAAAAUACUCAUCAUUACUAAUGAAACUAUCAAUAAAAUGGCACAAAAACUCAUAAGAGGUAGCCAUUUAGUUUGCGUUUCGUUUUCAAUUUCUGAUAUAAGUGGCAUUGACUGGUAUUCGUGAAUUUCUCUUACGACUCUGGUCUGUCUUGAAUUGCCACGUGGACAGUUCGCCUCACGAACAUACCUAGCCCAUGUACGCGGUACAGGUACAGUAAGUUCUCGUCCUGGUCUUGGUUUCACUAGCUUGACAGGCGUACUCUUAGGGUCGAAAUUACACACUAAACUUUUCGUUUUCUUAUUGUUCAUGUUGGAAGCCAUUGAUUUCGUAGAACUGACUAAAAUUCCUAUAUUUCCUUUUUCGCUAGCCCAUUCCCACAUUCUUACAACAUAACAAUCGCAUUUCCAAGGAUUACCUAUUAAUUUCAAUGACAUGAGUUGAUAAUUAUUACUGAAUUUAUCAGGUGUAACAGUUGUUAUAUUAUUAAAACUCAAGUCUAAUUGUUCGAGUUCGGCUAAGGAUUCUAAAAACUUUAAGAAGCUGUCUUUGUCGUUCUUUAAUUUAUUAUCAUUUAACAACAAUCUACUAAUAUUGGGCGUUGUUGUGAAAGCAUCAUCGGGUAAAUAACUCAAAUUACAUUUACUCAAGUCUAAAUUCUUUAAGCCAGAUAAUUGAGGGGGCAAUAUCGGGCCUUGUUCAGGAACUUGCAGUGGAUUUCCUGACAGCCUCAACUCUUCCAAGUCUGGGUAUGUAAAGUUAUCAUAAAAUACUGUAUCAUUCAAACGGCUCAGUCCACAGUUAUUUAAUUCCAAUACUUCUAAGCGCGUAAGAUUUUGGAACAGACCCGAUUCGAGACUUUUAAGUUUAUUACCGGACAAAAUUAGUGUUUUUAAAGCUGACAUUUUGAAGAAAGUUGUUCUUGAUAUUCUUUGUAAAUUACUAUAGCCCAUAUCUAAAUGUUCCAAUGAUUCCAAGGGAGAUAAGAGCGCCGUAAAGGCAUUGUUUAACGGAUUUCUUGAAAUAUCUAACUCUUGUAAGCUAGUAAAUUUAUGGAAAGUAUUAGCUGGUAAACGUGUUAAUCCACAAUCUCUCAAUGACAGUUUCACUAAUUUUAAUAAAGGCGAAAGUGCCACUGCUAAGUCAUUAGCGGACAAAUGAUUUCCAGAUAGUAUGAGCGUACGCAAUUUUGUAGCGUUCGCGAACGCAUCUUCGGAUAAAGGUCCUUUCAAAUGACAGUAACUGAGGUCAAGAAAGUCCAAGUGAACUAAAUUAUGCCCUAAAGUAGUAGCCACGUCAAGAUCAGAUAAUUCGUUUUCGGCCAACACCAAACUCCGUAGCCAAGUAUUAUUGAAAAAUACAUUUUCCGGUAAAUUUGAUACGCCAGAUUGCCUCAAUUCAAGAUGUUCAAGUCUACCUAAAUUACCCAAUAUUAAGAUCCAAUCUAUAUGACUUUUGAGACUGUUUCCAGCCAAUUCUAAUAUCGUCAGAUGUCCAAGACUACUAAACGCUACGCUUGAUAUAUGUGUAAGAUUACAGUUGUUAAGAAUUAGAUGUUUUAAACUAGUAAGUGGAUCAAAUAUGCCAGGUUCAAUGAUAUGUAGAGGAUUUCCAGAAAGGUCAAGUUUAUCCAGACCACUGAUAUUGGCGAAAAAUUGAGGCGAAAGUUUUGAUAGAUGAUUAUCGGCUAGAUAAAGAUACAGCAAUGAUUUGGAAUAUAAAAAUGGGCCGUCAACUUGUUCCAAUGGGUUUCCUUGCAAUUCUAAAGUAAUCAAUCCAGCGCUAUCCCUG